Messenger RNA from Vigna radiata var. radiata (mung bean), 1534 nucleotides. RefSeq names its product alpha-ketoglutarate-dependent dioxygenase AlkB homolog. Gene Ontology annotation, biological process: oxidative RNA demethylation. The record is from RefSeq and is a predicted model, not a curated record. NCBI's taxonomy places the organism in Eukaryota, Viridiplantae, Streptophyta, Magnoliopsida, Fabales, Fabaceae. The coding region runs from base 127 to 717 and encodes 196 amino acids. Gene Ontology annotation, molecular function: ferrous iron binding; oxidative RNA demethylase activity; broad specificity oxidative DNA demethylase activity. The transcript has 4 exons. Gene Ontology annotation, cellular component: cytoplasm; nucleus.
GCCAUCAGCAGGAGCCAACAACCUGGAAGCGUGGUUCUGAAACCUCCAUUGCUUGCACAGAACAGAGAAAGGAGAAGAUCCCGUAGUAGUAAUAACAAUGGCAUUGGGUUGUCGUUGAGGCCUGGGAUGGUGUUUCUGAAGGGUUACCUUUCACUGAGCGAUCAGCAGAAGAUAGUGGAAAGGUGCAGGGAGUUGGGGAUGAGCGUGGGAGGAUUCUACCAGCCUGGCUACGAGGAAGGGACUAAGAUGCAUUUGAAGAUGAUGUGCCUCGGAAAGAACUGGGAUCCUCACACCUCUCAGUACGGAGAACGACGACCAUUCGACGGAGCAAAACCCCCCCAAAUCCCUCCCGAGUUUCAGACAUUGGUCACCAAUGCACUUCGUGAUUCCAACGCCCUCGUUCCUCAAAAUCGCCUUCCCUCCAUCUCGCCCGACAUCUGCAUUGUCAAUUUUUACUCCCAAACUGGCCGUUUGGGUCUUCAUCAAGACAAGGAUGAAAGUGAAGACUCUCUUCGCCGAGGCUUGCCCGUCGUAUCCUUCUCCAUCGGAGACUCUGCACAGUUCCUCUAUGGAGAUCACAGGGAUCCCGACAAGGCAGAGAAACUGCAACUCGAAUCUGGGGUUAGCGUUAUUCAUCCAAACUCUGCUCCCAACCUCUUGCUGCAACACACUAAUCUACGCCCUGGUCGCUUGAAUCUCACUUUCAGACAGUACUAAUGGUUGCUGAGAGCGAAACCUGGAGCAAUUGUUUGCAGGGUCGCCCAAUCUUUCGUACGUUUUGGUACCAAAUACAUGCCUCCAGAGGUGAGGAGGACCUUGGCCUUGUCCGUGUUUUGGCAGACUAUACUAUCAAGCACCACUUUCCUCAUAUUGUGAAGGCUUAUCUUUCUCCACUGGUGAUGAAGAUCAUUCUGUUGUAGACCUUACUUCAAACAAGUAUGCAGCGCUGAGACCUUCUCAGGUUCUCGAAAACUUCCUCAACGGGAAUGUUCUCCUGCAUUCGACAGAUAACAAAAAACAACACCACAAAGAAAUGAAAAACAGCACAACCCAUCAUCGCAAUGAAACCAAAAAAGGCACAGCGAGGAAGAGACUCAAAGAGGCUUAUAGUGAUUUAGAUCUGUUACAGUUUCCUUCAACACAGCCUCUAACACUUGGGACUUGUCUCCCACGGUAGACCACUUCUUCUUCCCCUCACAACUUUGUCAAACUGCGAACAUGAUAAAAACAGCUCAGAAAUCAGAAGAAGGCGUGCACAGCACAAACGGUGGGAGCUGACAGCAGAAAUACUAGCAUAUUACACAAAGAAAGAUAAAGAAAGAAAGAACAGGAAAAAGAAAAAUGUUUGCAGUGAAGUUGGAAUUUUUUAUCUUCUUUUUUCUCUCAAAAAUGGAAAUUUAGGAAAGUGCUUUAUAAAUGUAUAAAAAGAACAAAAAUAUUUCAUUUAAUUCCCACUCACUAGUUAUUUCGGUUGUAAUAAUAACCUUGUCUCUAUUUAUUGGUUUUAGUAAAAUACGACUUAUUUGAUUUUUAA